GACUUGAAAACGCAGAAACCGUGCUGCUUGUUGAAGAUUUGGACCAGUAAACUCUCUCUCCAUUUUACUUCGAAGCUUUUUCUUUUCUUUCUGCUGGGACCGUCCACUGGCUUAAACACUCACUGCCUCUCUUUCUUCCACCGGUGCUUCGAAGGCCUCGGUUUAAGAAAGAGAGAGAGCGAGAGCGAGAGAGAUGAUUGCAAACAGUGCUGUCUUUCUUGCUUGCAUGUCCUUCCAGCUCUGAAUUGGGAAAGACGCUUUGAGAGAGGCAGAAAGGGGGGGAGAAAGAGAGAGAGAGAGAGAGGUGGUUUCUCGUCAACUUGUUUGUCUUACUUCUAAUUUUGGGUGAAUUGUAUUCAUGGGGAAGGCGAGCUACAGAUUCAGGGCAUUCAGACUAUUUGAAUUGAUGCCAAAUUCUUGGUUUUAUAAGCUUAUGGAUAUGGGAAAGAGAGCAAGCAGGCGAAGAAGGAAAGUUAAGAAUUCGUUGGAGAAAGGCCAAGUUCCUAUCAUGGAAACAGGUAAAUCAUUCGGAAAUCAAAAGCCAAUCCCAAAAUCACCAGAAAAUGAAGCUUAUAUUGGAAACAGACGAUCCUAUUAUUUUCCCAGCGGAAACCGAGAAGAGCAACUCCAUUAUUUCUCUACGUACCCCAAAGCUACAGACACUCACUUACCCUUAGACAAACCAGGAAAAAGCAAGACAAAACCUCGUAAGAAGCCAUUGAGCACUCACAAUAAACUCAUCCCUUCAGCUGCUUCUUCUGUCAUAACAUGGAAAGAAGAAAGUUCCUCUGUUUUAAGCUCAAAACCAGCCCAUGAAACUUCUCCGCACAACUUAGAUGGCGUCUUCAAUGAUGAAUUAAAUAGUUCUGUUUACAAUCUUCAUAUUCCUCUACCUCCUAUAGUAACGAAGCCUCUCAAGAAAGAAAUCAGUAGACCCAACCUCACUGUAGGAAACCAAAACUCGAAACAGAGGAAUUUCCAUAGCCAUGGCAAUAUGAGGAGGUCCACACCGCAAACUCCAAAAAUUAAGAUGCGAUUGAAAUCACCUAAGUUAGCGAAGAAGAGAUUACUAGAGAAGAAUCGCUUGGCUGAUAGCUUCAUCGUGGUGAAAUCGUCUUUCGACCCCCAAAGUGACUUCAGAGAUUCCAUGCUAGAGAUGAUCUUUCAAAACAAUCUUUGGUCUUCAAAGGAUAUGGAGGAGCUUCUCUCUUGCUACCUCUAUUUGAACUCACACGAGUAUCAUGAUCUAAUCGUAAAGGCUUUCAAGCAAAUCUGGUUUGAUCUCACUGCAGCAACUUGCAAUAUAAGUAGAAGAACAUUCUUGUAAGGUUCUUCUACAAACCGAAUGUUUGAAUUACAUAUAUAAAUAUAUAUAUAUAUAUCUUUAUAGCUUUCUAAUCAAAAGAAACUGCACAUCAAUUUGUUUCUGCCAUUCGAGUUGUCCUCGCUUGCUUCAAGUCUGAUCAAGUUGUAAUUUUCUUUUAAAAAAUCGAUGCUGUAAUGAUAUUGGUCAACUGUUAUGAGAAUUUUAUUGCACUUCCCUUAAAUGGGAAGGAGGUGAAGACAGUCCUGCAGAUUUUGAAUUUGAAACCACAAUGGAAGAUCAUUCAAAAGUUCAA
Dendrobium catenatum is the source of this 1619-nucleotide messenger RNA. Its product is annotated as transcription repressor OFP3. The record is from RefSeq and is a predicted model, not a curated record. Bases 359 to 1327 code for a protein of 322 amino acids. Gene Ontology annotation, molecular function: DNA binding. The transcript has a single exon. NCBI's taxonomy places the organism in Eukaryota, Viridiplantae, Streptophyta, Magnoliopsida, Asparagales, Orchidaceae. Gene Ontology annotation, biological process: negative regulation of DNA-templated transcription.